Molecule: messenger RNA, 1587 nt
Organism: Effrenium voratum
Lineage: Eukaryota; Dinophyceae; Suessiales; Symbiodiniaceae
Source: the annotation of a GenBank genome assembly
AGAAAUUUCUGGCUCGAUUCCAUUCGGGCCUGGUCCGGCUCGGCUCGGUUCACAUCGAGAUCACGGGCGAUGGGCUCCAGACUUGGCAGCCAGCACUCCAGGUGCUGGCAGCUGACGGCAGUCGAGCAAUCUCUGCUUGCGGCAGGGCACGGCAGUGGACCCAGGCCUUGGAGCUUUGGCGCGCGAAAUCGGAUGAGUUCGGCCACUCCAGCCUCGUCAGCGCCUGCGCGAAGUCGCAGGCCUGGGGCACGGCGAUCGCAGUUCUCAGGUGUCUGGGGGAACGAAGAGCUCGGCUGAACACAGUGGUGCAGAAUUGCGCGCUCAACGCAUGUGGCCGAGCUGUGAAAUGGACAGGCGCCUUAGAUAUUCUCUGCAACUUGCAAAGGCGCAACUGGGCGGAUGUGUUCAGCUACAGCAGUGCAGUGAGCGCCUGUGAAAGGGUAGGCGCAUGGCAGGAAGCUCUUGCAAUCCUGCGUGCAAUGGAGCGCCUGGAGGUGCUGCCAGAUAUCAUGACGUACAACAGCGCUAUCAGCAGCUGUGCCAAAGGCACGCACUGGCAAGGCGCGCAGCACUUGCUUGCGUCAUUGGCCACAUGUCGCGUACGGCCGGAUACCAUCAGCUUCAGCAGCACGAUCACGGCCUGUGAAAAGGCCGGCCAGUGGCAGCACGCGCUCUCGCUCUUGGAGCGGAUGAGUCUGAGCAAGGAAGGUCCAGAUGUGAUCGCGUGGAGUAGCACCAUCAGCGCCUGCGAGAAAGCCGCGCGCUGGAGGGAGGCCUUGCACCUGCUCUUCAGCAUGCGCCAGCGACGCGCGCGAGCGGACAACAUAUGUUUUGGAAGCACAAUCAGUGCCUGUGCACGAUCCACACAGACGCCCUUGGCCAUGGAACUGCUUGAUUGCAUGGCCUCCUUUGGUCUGCAGCCAGAUGCCAUCAGCUAUUGCAGCGCAAUCACUGCAUGUGAGAAAAGUGGCGACUGGCCCUUCGCCCUCUGGCUUCUACGCUUAGCCCUGGGCGUGGGCGCGGGGACGGUGGCCUUUAGCUCCGCGGUGAGCGCCUGCGGCGCGGGCGGGCAGUGGCAGAGGGCGGUGGCGCUGCUGCGGUGGAUGGCCCUUGCCCAGGUGGCGCCAAACCGAGUGACCUUGAAUGCUGCCAUCAGCGCCUGUGAGAGCUGUGGCGAGUGGAGCGUCGCACUGGGACUCCUUGUGUCAAUGGGCGGCGGCAUUGGUGCUGACGUGGUCAGCUACAACAGUGCCAUGAGCGUGUGCGAGAAAAGCUCGCAGUGGCAGCAAGCUGCGCAGCUUCUGAGCAGUAUGCCGGCGGCUCGUUUGGACCCCAACGUCAUCAGCUAUAGCGCGGCGCUCAGCGCGUGCGCGCGCUCGUGCGCCUGGCGCAGCGCGCUGGGGCUGCUGGGCGCAAUGCGCGCGAUGCGGCUGGGGCCCAACGCGGCCUGCGCCGCGCACGGGACCGCGGCAGUGGAGCAAGGUGCUCAGUUUGGAUGGAUGCUCUGGCUAAUGAGAUCCGGUGAGCUGAGCGUGCUGGGAGCCUUGAGGCAAUGCUUCUCCGGGGUGUGAGACACGUCAAACCGAU